AUGGAGACUCCAGGCCCUGUCACUCUGGAGGCACCCUUUGAACCAUCGCAGCCCCCAGUCGUUGAGAGCUUUAGCCCCAGUGUACACAGCACUUCGGAAACCUUCAAGGAAAAGUUUCUUCACAAGACCCGUGAGAACCCAAUGGUACCCAUAGGCUGCCUGGGCACAGUGGCCGCCCUUACCUACGGCCUCUUCUGCUUCCACCGGGGUCAGAACCAGCGCUCCCAGCUCAUGAUGCCCACCUAAAUCGCCCAGGGCUUCAUGGUCGUAGCCAUCUUGGCGGGUCUGGCUGCAUCCACUCUGAAAUCUCAACCCUGAGUCGGUGGCCUGGCCUUGAAAGCUCCGCGGAGAUCGUUCCCAGAUCCAGGAGCAACCACCGGUCCUGCCACUGGCAUUAUUCCCUCAUCUCCCCUGACAAGCCCCUGUAUCAGUGGUGUCAGAAGUAGCCAACUGUGUAACCGACAGAUUUUUUUCAGGAAUCUCAGCCCCGGUUCAGUUUGAGUGUUGCAUACUUCUAGUUGUGUUGCACCUUUUCCACUCCCUACUUACUAAACUCUGAUCCA
Kogia breviceps (pygmy sperm whale) is the source of this 563-nucleotide messenger RNA. The record is from RefSeq and is a predicted model, not a curated record. NCBI's taxonomy places the organism in Eukaryota, Metazoa, Chordata, Mammalia, Artiodactyla, Physeteridae.